UCUGGGGCUGGCAUAACGGCUCGUACCUACGUGGGAGCUCAUGCUGUGCAACAUUGACGGGUUUGGCCAGGGUUGUGAAUGGUAGGUCUGUGCUGGGGUAUCCCUCCCUCCCAUGGGCAUGGAUCACGAACAUGGGACUCGCCUCCGAAUGUCCCGCCUACUGUCCGAGUAUACAGCGUUUGCACAAGCAAACACCGAUGGCCGUCUGUUGGCGAGAUGCCGCUGCAAUGCGAGGCAGACUGCGUGCGUGCAUCGAAUAGCACUAGCACACGAAGCCACGGAGCACGACAGCAUUGAAUUACUUGAUGAUGCCGUGCUGUCCCGCGGAUGUUCCCUCAUCAAGACAAAGGUAACGGCCGAGGGGCCAUCAGCCGUUUGUUACGCGCAUCCGGUUCGUACCCUUUGCCUGUGCCAGUUAGGCUUUACCGGCUCCCGCGUUGGACAAUACCCGCUCUGCAAGGUGCUGCUGCAUUCCGCCGAGGGAGUUGAGCUGGGAAUGAUUCCAGGCUGCGACAUCUGGCCCAGCCUCCACAAGGCGGUUGCGCGGUUAAUGUUCAGUGCCUGGACGGGAAAUAAAACUCCGCAAGGCCAAGGGACAGGUAUGGAGUAGCCGAGCUGAACUGUACGAUGGACGGGGUACGAGUACAACCGUUUCCUCUCCUCGUACAGAAUCACAAGUAAACUGAGUGGUGAUGCAUCUUUCAAGAGAAGAGCACUAUCCAUGUACUGCACACGAUGCACUCAAACUUCAGCCCUUUUUUCGGUUUGCUCUCAAUUUUCUUCCAUCCUCUUUGCCCACCCCC
Trichoderma harzianum CBS 226.95 is the source of this 803-nucleotide messenger RNA. RefSeq lists its product as hypothetical. The transcript has a single exon. The coding region runs from base 113 to 610 and encodes 165 amino acids. The record is from RefSeq and is a predicted model, not a curated record. Lineage: Eukaryota; Fungi; Ascomycota; Sordariomycetes; Hypocreales; Hypocreaceae.